AUGAUAUACAUAAAAUUGACUUUUUGGAUUGUUUUGGCAUUUUCAAUUAUUGGAAUACUACUUUCAUUGUUUUAUAUAUACAUUUUCAUAAAGAUACGCAAAUUACAUAAGAGUCCAGGUGAUAUCUAUUUUGGAAUGUGUUUAGGAGAGUUAAUUAUGAUGUUACAUUAGUAAAAAACAAGUAUUAUACUAGUCUAAUAGAAUCUAUUGUAUUAUUAAUGGAUGAUUAUUAUAAUUACUAAAAAAAGCCAUUAUGUAUAAUAAAUCUUGUAGGCUUCACUUUUUCAGUUGUGUUAAUAUAUGCAUAUACGAUUCAAUUGUAUAUGCAUAUGGUUGUAAGGCUUAUGUUUACACUACAAGCAAAAAAGAUUAAUAAAUGGUAAGGCCAUGUUGCAACUUUUCUGAUAUCAAUGCUUUAUGCCACAAUAUCCCUUAUAUCAUUUUAAGAAAGUCAUUGUGGCGUCUCUCUUUCUGCAAAUGCACCAUUUACCUUUAUUAUCUUAUUAUUGAGUUUCUUUACCGUAGCAAUAACUGUCAGACAAUAUAUCAAAAGAGAAUUUGCUUAAAAUUCAAAUGUAUCUAGUUAGAAUUAUUUCUUAGAACAAACUGAAAAAGUAGGGUUCAGAUUUUAUCUAUUACAUCACUAAACUAUUUAUUGCUUAAUCUAUAUUAAUGACUAGUUUCAUUACAUUUGCCAUGGCUGCUUAUAUCUUGAAAUUAAUUGACAGAAAGUUUAAUGAGUGUCCUACAAUCAGUAAUGACAGUUCAAUUGGAAUACUUCGAUUAUUUGCAUAAAUUUCAGCUAUUUUAUAUCCAAUUGUUAUACCUUUAAUAAGGUUAACAGAUCCAUUUGUAUUUAAGCACAUAAGGAAACAUUUUUUUGGCACUCGAUAACCCUAAUUUGAAGGAAGUUACAUAUCUCUAAUGGAAAAUCCCUUUCAGGAAUCUAGCAUGUAUUUAUUAUUUAUUCUAUUAUUUACAUAAGACCGUAAAAGAAAAUUAGUCUUGAUGGACUAAGUCAAUCCUUAAUUGAACAAAACUCCUUUUAAAUCUCAUAUGAUGAACCUAUAUUAAAAAAAUUGAGUUCACAAUCUGAAUUUUAAAGGUCUAAAACUUCUAAUUCGAAUGAGAAAUUCAAAUAAAUUACUUAAUAAAAUAAAUAAGAGGAUCCUUUUAUUCAUUAAUUCACAAAUGAAUUGAAAAGAGAUAUUAUCAAAAGAAUUCUUGCCUUAAUUUUAAUUUAAGAAAAAGAUAAAAUUACAGAAAUUAAUUAAUAAUAAUAUUUUAAAAAGAUUAUAAGACAUCAAGUUAAACAAGAAUAUUAUGAAUAAGUUGUUUUUAAUGUUCAUUAAUUAUUUUUGAAAGAAAUAUUUGAGGAAUAAUUUGAAAAUUAGAAUAAAAAAUUUACAAUGAUUUCAUAUGCUCCUGUUAUAUUUGACAUUCUUAUGUAUUUAUAAUUUUGAUACACAUUAGAAAAGAAGAUUAAGACAAACUAGACAUCUCAAAUUGUUUAGAUCUUGAAGCAAACCAAGAACAUAUCAGAGAAUGUGCUUAAACUACAGGUGGAAAGUCAGGAGAAUUCUUCUUUUUUAAUCAUAACAAUAAGCUUCUCUUGAAAACAAUAACCAUGACAGAACUAAAUAAUUUAACAGAAAUUCUUGAAUAGUAUUUUUGGCAUUGUACUCAAAAUCCUAAUACAUUAAUUGCAAAGAUUUUAGGUAUUUAUACGUUUGAAGGAUUUGAAAUUGGUAGAAUUUCUAUGAUAUUAAUGAAAAAUAUCGGUAAAAUCAAUUUAUCAGCUAUCACUCGUAUUUUCGAUUUAAAAGGUAGCAGUUACAAAAGGGAAGUACAUAAACCAACUAAAUAAUCAGGUGGAUUAAACAAUUAAAUAAUUACAAUUCCAAAAUAAUUAAAAGAUAUAGACUUUAUAAAAUUAGAAAAAUAAAUCAAUAUCAGUCCUUAAUGUUGUACCACAAUUUAUGAACAAUUAGAAAUUGACACUUUAUUUUUAUAGUCUCUUGGUUUUAUGGAUUAUUCUUUCUGUCUUAUGCUUGUUGAUUGGUUAAAUUAUUAUACAUCUUAACUUUAAGAUGAAAUAUAAGAUUAGGUACUUAUUGAUAAGAUUAUCAAUUAAAAAAUAGCAAGAUUAUAACAUUGUUAUCCAAGUACAAUUCAAAAAGGAAUAUAUUAUCACAUGGGUAUUAUUGAUUAUCUUCAAAAAUAUAAUUUAAAAAAAAUUACUGAAAAAUACAGCAAAAGAUUUAUGAAAUUAGAUUCAAAUCUUGAUACAUCUUCUUAAAACCCUUAAGAAUAUAGGAAGAGAUUCUUAUUGUUUAUGAAGAAAAUUUUAUGA
Molecule: messenger RNA, 2353 nt
Organism: Paramecium pentaurelia
Lineage: Eukaryota; Ciliophora; Oligohymenophorea; Peniculida; Parameciidae
Source: the annotation of a GenBank genome assembly